Molecule: messenger RNA, 1829 nt
Organism: Strongylocentrotus purpuratus (purple sea urchin)
Lineage: Eukaryota; Metazoa; Echinodermata; Echinoidea; Camarodonta; Strongylocentrotidae
Gene: c9orf78
Product: telomere length and silencing protein 1 homolog
Exons: 10
Coding region: 48-980 (310 amino acids)
Biological process (GO): mRNA splicing, via spliceosome
Cellular component (GO): spliceosomal complex
Source: RefSeq, a predicted model, not a curated record
UGAGAUGAGACUAACUUUCUCCUAGCUUUAUUUACGAAAACGAAAAGAUGGCAACUUUCAAGGCUAAAAAGAAACGAAGUAUUCGGCAACGGAAGACAUCUUCUGAUUCUGAAGAUGAUGGACAGUCCAAUGAAGAUAUCAGGAAUAUCUUGGAGGAAACAAAAGAAGCUCAGAAAUUCAGAGAGAGACCUCAUGGAGUCAGUGCUACAGCUCUUCUCACAGGCAAGAAAAUGACAAAAGUAGAGGAAAUGAAUGAUGAUGAUCCCUUUAAUCUGAAGGUCGGCGGGAUGCUGAGCCUGAAAGAAAUUAAGGACAGAAAUAGAGACAGAUCUGAUGAAUCUGACCGAGAUGUUGCCAACAUGGGGAGCACCUUUGCAGUAGAGACCAACCAGAGAGACGAAGAUGCUGAAAUGAUGAAAUACAUUGAGAUAGAAAUGAACAAGAAGAAAGGAUUAGAUCUGGAUAAAGAAUCUGACCCAACAAAAGAGGGAGCUAAACAUAAAACCCCAGAGGACAAGCUCUAUGAGCUACCUGACAACCUCAAGGUGGAAGCUCAGAAGAGCUCAGAAGAAAUGCUUUCCAACCAGAUGCUCUCUGGAAUACCGGAAGUUGAUCUUGGAAUAGAGGCUAAGAUCAAGAACAUCGAGGCUACUGAAGAUGCCAAGCAGAAACACUUAGAGGAGAGGAGGAAUAAAAAGAAGAACACAACUUCUUUUGUACCAGCUAACAUGGCUGUCAAUUAUGUGCAACAUUCAAGAUAUAUGCAUGAGGAUUACUAUGCCUCUAAGCAUCAACGCAAUCAACAGCGCCAGAAGAAGGAAGAAGAGCCGAAACCUAAACCUGUCGUAGUAGGAGAUGCUGACCAACCAAGAAAACCAGAUCCUCCUGCUCCCAAAUUCAAGAGGAAAGUUCCGAAUGCGGAGAAGGCCACCGAUGAUUAUCACUACGAACGCUUCAAGAAGCAACUUAGGAGGUACUGAGGGAAGGUCAGUUUGUGAGCGUACAAAACUCCGUGCAAUGCUUCCAGAAAAUGAUGGGGAGUUGAGAAUGCCCGGAGAGUUUUUGAUGAUUUUCACUAUGAAAUUUCAAGAAGCAGCUCAUUUCAGUCUGUGACCAUUCAAACCCUGUGCGAUACUUCCAGAGAGAAGGAUGGGAGUUAAGAAUGCCAAGAGAGUUUUUGAUAAUUUUCACUAUGAACGUUUCAAGAAGCAGCUCAUUUCAGUCUGUGACCAUUCAAACCCUGUGCGAUGCUUCCAUACAGAAGGAUGAGACCUUGUGCAUGUAGAGAGACAAAGGGAUAAAAUGCCAUCUCUGUAAUGUACAGUUCAUAUGAUAGAUGAUAGUGAUGUCAUUAGAUUCUCUGUGUUUGUGAUAAGGAAUGAUAACAAGUUCUGUUCCUGCAUAUUGCUUUUGAAUAAUACUAAAGCUCUUGAAUUCGAUAUGAUAGAAUUAUACAUGACAAAGAAGUGUAAAGAAGUGUACAAUGAAAAAGCCACUAACAAAAAUAUAAUCGAUUACAACAGUUGCAGGGCCUAUAUCACGCAUAUAACGAGUAUGACGGGGUGAUGAAUAAGGGUUUUAAAGAAAAAAUUCACUUCUCAUGUCAAAAGUACUGGUCCAUUUGCUCUAAAAUUUGUAGAUAGUUAUUAUUACGUCAUUUCUAGAAAAAAUUUCAACCACAUGAUUUACAAUGAUUCUAAAUUCAUUGAUUUGCCAAGUUGCUUCCUUUUAUCAAAUAUACGCGUACACCAAUGUGAGGACAGACUGUGCGGAUAGCAUACCGCACAGAUCAUCCCUCGUGCUAGUAGAAAACCUGCAGAAAACCUGCA